AUUCAGGGGAGGGUCCAGAUCCUCCGGGGUCAUACUGAAAUCGCAAUUCUUCAAACGACAGCAUCGCAUGUCAGUGCUCGACUGAAAGUAUCAAACAUUAACUCACCUCAAGGUAUUUUGUUUAUUUACGCACUGGUGUAAAAAAAAAAAAAUUUAAAAAUCGGUGCAUUUUCUAUAUCAAAGUUUAGACCCCUCCCUUUUAAAAAUUCCUGGAUCCGCGCCUGACGGCAACCAAAUCAUUUUGCGCGAUUGUAGACUUGCAUUGGCACCUGCUAUCUCACCGGAAAUACAUCAAAGAUUAAUUAUUUUGUAGGCUCCACAUAUUGAUUCACAUUAUGUACGUUCACAUUCGUACAAGAAGCUUCAAAUACCACAGGCAACCAGCGGUGGUUGCUCCUAUGGCGUUCUUUGAAUUGUCUGUUCAAGCCUCUAAUGUAUUUACGCCAUCCACAUUUCCUUAUUUGCUAAUCCACACGAGUUCCUAUUCUGUUUGUAAACUUGUGUCCAGGAGGGCGGAUCGAGAAGAUCACUCUAAGCAGAGGGCAUCCCAAGACGACUUCUGACAUGUACUCUCGUUGGUUUUGCAGGUUUAUCGUCCAAAACAUUUCCAGAAUUUUGUCCCACAGCAGAACUUAUUGUAGUCUUAGACCACGCCUAACAUGCCAUCUUUUUUUCAUUUCAAGCGAGGAUAUUAUUAGGGAACGUCUACAGUUAUGCUUUUUAAUGUGUGACAAUUAAAUUCUGGACUGGAUUACAGACUGCUGGUUGGUAAAUUUCGCCGGAGCGCGCGCAUUUGUUUACAUUCACUCUGGAAGCGCGUGCCGUUUACAAAACGUCCUGAAUAUUUCCGUUAUUAAAACUACUUUCAAGUUACCCCCCUUAAGUCUUAAUCUACUAAAUGUACAUCACGUUUAUCUUUCCUAGUGAGGUUGAUUGUAACUGUGGUCCCCUUGAAGACCAAUGCGAGAGUUCUCUGUUGUUACGUUUGAACGAAAUUAACGGUAUCAAAUACGUUAAGUUCCGAACGCGCGCUUGGAUGCGCAGAAGUUGACGAGUGCUAGGAAAUUGAAUCAUGGGUGACGCACGAAAACAUUGUUCCUUUAACUGGCAAGUUCAUCGUUUAAAACAAGCAGCUGUUUCGUUUAAGGAUGACUGAUGCACUAAGGAAAGGUUUGUGAAGCUAAACGGACAAGAUCUGAAGGUGUUUUUAGUGUGCAAACUUUUAACCAUUUUUCUCGAUUAAUGUUUUUCAGUUUCCUCAGUUGGACAUUAGUUCUCAUAUUUUGUCAUCUGACGAAAGCCUUGCCUUGUACACGUUUACUCUGUUUAAAAAGACUUUCAGGCGCUCAGAAUCGCGGAGAAACCAAGCCACCAUCCGCAAAGGAGAAGAAACGAAAGAAAUCGAAACGGAGCAGGAAAAACAGUGUUGACCGGUUAAACUGGGAAAUGAGAGCUCGCUGUGAUAUCAAACUCAUGUGGCAGAUCUCGAUUGGCGAAGGACAAGACAUAUCCCUGGAUGAAGUAGACUAUUUCUACGAAAACGAUUGGACUCCUACAGAAGACGAUUUUAGACUUUUCGGUAAACAAAACAAUGGAUGUGGACAUGAUUUUCCAAGUUUCAAUUAUAGCCCGAAACCCUGGAGACAAAAAUGUGGAAAAGAUAAUUGUUUUUUCGAAGAUGGCUCAAUACUUUACUUGUAGCAAAAAAAUACAUCCUUCGUAUUUUCUACUAAACCUUUGCGUAGUUACUUAAUGUUUCUUAAACUGUAGCGAAGUAAUUACAGUACUGUCUAAAUGAUACGGAACAAGAACUGAACUGGUACUACAAUUUUUGGAGGGUAUAAAAUUUUCCACGCAAAGUGGAAUCGUCUAGUUAGUCUCUUAGUUUAAAAAGAAAAUGAGUAGAUCACUUGGUUACCCAAAAAGUGACGUAUUUAAUACUAGAUUAUUUUUGGAGUGAAUAAA
Molecule: messenger RNA, 1965 nt
Organism: Stylophora pistillata
Lineage: Eukaryota; Metazoa; Cnidaria; Anthozoa; Scleractinia; Pocilloporidae
Source: RefSeq, a predicted model, not a curated record